CUUCCCCUGAUUCCAGGCAACGAAUUUGGAGAAAACGCUGUGAGACUCCAGGGGUUCAUGUACUGGAAAAAUGAAGUUUUGGCCCCUCUUUCAGAGGGAAAUAAGAUUCUGUCCGAAGGGAUUCCCACCAAGCAGGUGAUCUCUCCCGAGCACCAGAGUACACCGGGAGCCUCGCGCUGCAGUGUGGACUCUACACACACGCCAAUGUCUCAGUCGGACAGAGAGUCCCAGCGGUCCAACAUGGAGCGGGAAGACACUCGCUCGUCUCCGAGCACGCCGUCCACCCCCUCAGUGUGCUCGCCGACCUCUACCGCCAGCUCUGUGCCGUCCACCGGGAAGAACAUGUGCGCCAGCUGCGGUCUGGAGAUAAUUGACAGAUACUUGCUGAAGGUGAACAACCUGAUCUGGCACGUGCGCUGUCUGGAGUGCUCGGUGUGCAGGACGUCGCUACGUCAGCACAGCAGCUGCUACAUCAAAAACAAAGAGAUCUUCUGUAAAAUGGAUUAUUUCAGUAGGUUUGGUACUAAGUGUGCCCGCUGUGGGCGGCAGAUAUACGCCAGCGACUGGGUGCGCCGUGCAAGGGGAAACGCAUACCACUUGGCAUGUUUUGCGUGCUACUCCUGUAAGAGGCAGCUGUCCACGGGAGAGGAGUUUGGCUUGGUGGAGGAGAAGGUCCUUUGUAGGAUCCACUACGACACCAUGGUGGAGAACCUCAAACGAGCGGCCGAGAGUGGCAACGGCAUCACAUUAGAGGGAGCUGUUCCAACAGAACAAGACAGUCAGCCCAAACCGGCCAAAAGGGCACGGACAUCCUUCACUGCAGAACAGCUACAGAUCAUGCAGGCUCAGUUUGCCCAAGACAACAAUCCUGAUGCCCAGACGCUACAGAAACUAGCUGACAUGACUGGCCUCAGCAGGAGAGUUAUACAGGUGUGGUUUCAAAACUGCAGAGCAAGACACAAAAAGCACACGCCCCAGCACAGUGGGGCUCCCCAAGGUCAUCCCCAGGCCAGGAUACCCUCGUCCCUGCCUGAUGAGCUGCAUUACUCCCCCUUUGGCAGUCCUGAGCGGGCGCGCAUGGUGGCCCUUCAUGGGUACAUCGACAGUCAUCCCUUCUCCGUCCUGACCUCUCAGAGUCUCCCUCAUCAGGCCAUGUCGCUGCCCCAGCUCCCCCUCAGCCGCUAGCGCUCCACCAUAACCCU
Molecule: messenger RNA, 1202 nt
Organism: Scomber japonicus (chub mackerel)
Lineage: Eukaryota; Metazoa; Chordata; Actinopteri; Scombriformes; Scombridae
Gene: lhx6a
Product: LIM homeobox 6a
Exons: 9
Coding region: 58-1185 (375 amino acids)
Biological process (GO): regulation of transcription by RNA polymerase II; forebrain neuron development; neuron differentiation
Cellular component (GO): nucleus
Molecular function (GO): RNA polymerase II transcription regulatory region sequence-specific DNA binding; DNA-binding transcription factor activity, RNA polymerase II-specific
Source: RefSeq, a predicted model, not a curated record